Molecule: messenger RNA, 1362 nt
Organism: Ipomoea triloba (trilobed morning glory)
Lineage: Eukaryota; Viridiplantae; Streptophyta; Magnoliopsida; Solanales; Convolvulaceae
Exons: 1
Coding region: 1-1362 (453 amino acids)
Source: RefSeq, a predicted model, not a curated record
AUGGAGUCGCUUCGAGCGGGCAAGUUGUUCAUUGAUCUCCACAAUGACCGCCCGAAGACGUAUGUGGAAGCUAUCCAAAGAGCAAGUCGUCAGGCGGACACGGAAGAGGCGGUAAGACAAAAACGGCAGCGAGAAGCUGCUGGGUCAAACUCUAAGCGAUCACGACCCGAGUCCAGGAGUCGGACGGAACCUGAGCACCCCAGCCGUACUGAGGUACGACGAGGAUCCGAGAGGAUGGGAGCUCCUCCCCCUCGCCCCACCAUAUCCCAGCCCGUUCACGAGGUUAAAGACACCCUGCCUCCCCCUCCGCCUUUGAAACAUGGAGAUCAGCCCGAGGUCUUGCCCUCGGGAGGGGUUUCUUCAAAGUAUUGUCGAUACCAUCGAUCGACUACACACACCACGGAUGAAUGUUCUUACCUGCGAAGAGAAAUAGAGGCAAUGAUACAGAAAGGCGCUCCGCCUCCACCUAAUCAAUGGAGGCGGCAUCCGGGUUCCGAUAAGACAGAUUCGCGUUCCGACCGAGGAAAACAGCCUGCCUCUGAGGAAGAGGAGGCUAACUGGAAACACAAGCCCGUCAUUAACAUGAUAGUAGGAGGACCGGAAGGAGGAGAUUCGUCUAGUUCUCGGAAAGCUUGGGCUCAGCAACUAUAUGUGGGAACCAUUUACGGUCGAGAUGAUGGCUUGAAAAAGGUAUGUCGCGAACCUAUUCUGUUUACGGAUGAAGACUUACCUAGAAGCCAACAUCCCCAUCGGGAUGCAUUGGUUAUUGCCAUGGACAUCCAUGGCACGGUAGUCCGAAGAGUUUUAGUGGAUACGGGGAGUAGCGUGAACAUCUUAUAUCUAGAGGUGUUCGAGAGGCUGGGGUUACAACGCAACAAGUUAAUACCUGUGAAAACACCCUUGGCCGGUUUUACCGGGGACUCAAUCGAGUCGGAGGGGUCCAUACGUCUACCGGUUGAAAUUGGGACCUUUCCCAAUCUUCGGAGCAUAGAAAUGGAGUUCGUGGUAGUAGACCUAUCCUGCUCUCAUAAUAUGAUUCUAGGACGACCCGGACUAGAAGAUUUGGGCGCUCUCAUUUCUCUUGAGCAUCUUUGCAUGAAAUUCCUAACCCCGAAUAGAAUAGGAGUUGUUCGAUGCGAUCAAAAGGCAGCUAGGGAUUGUUAUUUACAGUCUUGCCGAGAGAUUGGGAAAAAGGACUUGAGGGUUCAUGCCAUUACUAGUCGAGAGGAGCAGCUCAAGAGUCUUGACCGACCAGAGCCGGCGGUAGAACUAGAAGAAAUUGAGAUCGACCCUUUGCACCCUGAAAGACGAGUAAAAAUUGGAAUCGGUUUGGCUGAGAAAGUCAAACAGGAGAUCAUCUAG